Molecule: messenger RNA, 531 nt
Organism: Miscanthus lutarioriparius
Lineage: Eukaryota; Viridiplantae; Streptophyta; Magnoliopsida; Poales; Poaceae
Source: the annotation of a GenBank genome assembly
AUGCCCCUUGAACUUCCAUCGCCGUCACCGGCAGCGGCAGCGGCACCGGCGACAGCCACGACCCCAGCAGCGCAAGCCACUCCUGGUUCAUUUGACACUUACUCGACAUGGCUACCGAUGCUGGCCAACUGUUCUGCCCCCAUGGUCCAAAACUCAGAUCUUAGUGCCUCAAGCUGUUCGAUGCAAGAGGAAAGUGAUAUGAGUUCGUACCCACCUGGUGGUUUUCUAAAUUUCAUGCAACGUUCUUCGAACUACUCACUUCAAGAGAAUCGUCACCAGGCACCCAUGUCGGGUAAUUUUGUUGACACGAGUAGCCGUGCUCAAUAUGCUCCAUUUGAGGCACAACAACCACAGAUGGCUAAAGCAAAGUCAUCUCAUUCAUUGCCUGAAGAAAACACACCACAUUCAGCACUUGGUUCCCAGGCUGCCGCUGCUCAUGUAGUGGACAUUGAUAACAUUGAUGGUAAUGGAGGCAGUCCAAGCACGUUCACAAAAAAGACACCAGAGGAAGUAGGCCUGCAAAGAGGAUGA